Molecule: messenger RNA, 201 nt
Organism: Linum tenue
Lineage: Eukaryota; Viridiplantae; Streptophyta; Magnoliopsida; Malpighiales; Linaceae
Source: the annotation of a GenBank genome assembly
AUGGAGCUAAGGAAAGGCUGCAACUUUUCCAAGCGGAGCUGCUGGAAGAAGGGUUUUUCGACUCUGCUAUUGAAGGAUGCUCUGGAGUUUUCCACACUGCUUCCCCUGUUUCCUUCUCGGCCGUUGAUCCCCAGACAGAGAAUUGAUCCGGCGGUGAAAGGAACCCUCAAUGUUCUGAAAUCAUGCGCAAAAUCUCCUUAG